CAACACUACAAAUCUAUUACAUUUAUUGAGUUUAAUAGUUCAUGGAUUGACCCUGGCACGAUAAUCAUAGCUCUACAUUGAUGUGUGAAGCUGCAAAUGCUUCGUAUAUUCCAGCAUGAAAGAAGGAGAAUUCUCUUACGGCGUUUGUUGUCAACUACCAGAAGUCCUUAUCAAGUCUUAGAUAUACCACAAAGUGCCUCCAAAUCAGAUGUCAAAAAAGCCUACAUAGCGAAAGCCAAAAAGUGUCAUCCGGAUUUGUUUCCUGACAAUGAAAAGAAGACAAAAGAGUUCCAGGAACUGCAAGAAGCCUAUUCCAUCUUGAGUGACACUAAGAAGAAGGCAGAAUAUACUCAAAUGGAGCGAGCUGCCCAGGCACAGGCUUAUGGUAAUCCAAUGCCAAAACAUCCAUUUACCGGCCAUGCUGGAAUGCCCCCUAGAAAUAAUUCUUUUGGUAACAGCAGGUUUACAGGAGCGUCAGGUGGAGCUGGCGGUGCAAGGAAUGAUCCUCUUCAUGAUAUGGUGCAGGAAAUGCUCAGGGCCCAGAGAAAGCAAUAUCAAUCAAAAUUUGGCGGCACAGGUUUUGAAAAAGAAGCCAAAGUAAGAGGGGCACGAUGGGACCGUAUUAUAGCACGACUAGUGUUUGCAUAUAUAGUUCUGUGGAUAUUCUUUGGAAAUCUGCGUCUCUCUGCAUCCAGAAGAAACCGUGAAUCUGACCAGAUAAAUGGCCAAACACCCCUCGACAGUAUAAUGGCAGCCAGAAUGGUGAAUAAUGAUCCGAGGGAGAGGGAGUACUUAAGACGACAGCGAGAAGCUCAUGAAGUCAGAGAACUGAUGGAUCGAUAUGCUGUAAAAGAGAAGAAAGAUGCCAAUAAUGGACUGAAUGGGAUUGUUGAAGAUAAACCUGAAUAAGUUUCAAUUCUUCUAUUUUAUUUUGAAACAAACGAACGGAAGAGGAGAAUGUCUGAGUUUGAAUCAGAUAUGAAAAUUCAGAAUGAAGUCAUGGGAACGUUGGUAAAAUAUGUAUAUGGACCAAAGGACAGCAAACUUCAAACAUUAGACAUUAGAAGUAAGAAACUAUCAUUGUCAAAUAAAGACAAAAGCUCAGAUGCGAAAGAGGACGAUAUUUGAAAUUAACAGCAGGCCUCUAUCCGCCAUUCAGCUUCACGAGUUGAUUUUUAGUGCAAUUAUUCCGAUUGUUUCUCUAACUAAGAAGGAAAACUAAAGAGUGGUGAAUUUAAUACCAAAUUAGCAAUCAGUCAACAAACAGUUUUAUUUGAGGUCAUUCGAUCAGUUUUCAUUUAUAAGCAUUCAGCAUAGCAGUACUAUUACCAUGAUUUUGCAGUGUAAUAGUACUGCCGAGAGACUAGACCCUCUAAAAACGUUCUGUACUUGUUGUAAUUUUACAGAAAUCGGGUAAUUUUAUUUAAAUAUUGCUUUUCUACAA
Molecule: messenger RNA, 1444 nt
Organism: Bolinopsis microptera
Lineage: Eukaryota; Metazoa; Ctenophora; Tentaculata; Lobata; Bolinopsidae
Product: chaperone protein DnaJ-like
Exons: 8
Coding region: 97-909 (270 amino acids)
Biological process (GO): protein refolding
Cellular component (GO): cytoplasm
Source: RefSeq, a predicted model, not a curated record